AUGGUGCACUUAGCUGUUAAAUAUAAGAGUCUAUCCAUCAGAAGAUCUGAAAUUCGUAUCGACGUUUGGUUUUUACACAGGUGCAUGUUCAAUGGAGUUACUCCAACGUUUGCCGUUGUGAGAGCCUCAAAGAAUGUACCCAUCAGUGACAGACUUUACUUAGAACACAAGAUUUUGAGGCGUAAUAUUAGAAAACACUACAGAAGACUGCAAGAGAUCGAUUGCAACAUGAAGAUCACCUACGACCUCAUGAGGGAGGAAAUGGACUUUGAAGAGAUCCAGGACAUACUUCGGAGAGUGUCCAUCUGUGUGGAGUACAGAAGGGAAAUGAAGUUUUCCAAGGUAAGCAGGAAGUUGAACAAUCUAAUUUCUCGUAAGAACUUCAAAACUAACAACGCCAACCGACGUCCCAGUCAAAAUUUCUCGGACUUCAAGUUCCACGAAAGAAUCAAAAAUAUGACACAAGUUAGAUUCGACGAGGAUGAACUCAACUUACUAAAGCUUGGGCUGAAAUUCUCCUUUGAAAGAACGAACGCUCCUCCACAGCGCCGAUUACAGCUGAAAGAAUUUUCCGUGGAGUUAGACGUUAUCUUGGAAAACAUAUGUAAAGAUGAUCAACAUCGGAAUGAUGUAAGAAACGAGCUUCUCAAGCACAUCCAACCUCUCCCAGCUAGACCUGCUAAAAUUCAUAACAACACCCCCCACAGCUCCGGUACCAGAAGACCAUUCCCAUCUGUUCUAAAAUCCGUUAAAGAAAAAAUAGAAACUCACAACCUGAUAAUUACAAAAGCCGACAAAGGCAAUUGCUUGGUCAUUUUGGACAAACACGUCUACAUUGAAAAAACUGAAAAUUUCCUUGACUCGGAGAACUUUAAAACACUGGAACACUCUCCCCAGCCAACUUUAAUGAAGAAGUUUAAAACAUACUUGAAGGCAUGUGACGAGUUUUUGUCCGAAUUUAACGCUCCAAAAAACCUCAUUCCUAGCAAUCCAAGCGUACCAAAGCUAUACGGUCUUCCUAAAAUUCAUAAGUUGAACGUCCCAAUUAGACCUGUCGUAAGUUUUGUCAACACACCAGUCUAUACGCUCUCUAAGUUCAUGUUAUCUGUCUUGAAAAGAUUGUGCAGUUUCGAGCCUGAGUUUACCGUCAAGAACUCACUUUGUCUGGUUGAAAAACUUAGGGAUCUUAGGCCGGGCACCGAUUGCCUCAUGAUUUCCUUUGACGUGACCAACCUUUUCACUUGUACCCCCAAAGACGAGAGCGUGAAAAUCGUGAACCAGUUUCUUAUAAGUCAGCAGAUUCCCGAACAAACCCGCAUUGAUGUCAUCACUCUCCUCAAUUUCUGCCUUUCACAAGACUAUUUCUUGUUCAACAAAAAGUUCUUCCAACAACUAGACGGACUGGGGAUGGGAAAUCCACUUUCACCUUUCAUCGCAGACGCAUUUAUGGAUUUUGUGGAAAAGAUAAUCCUCACACGGUUUAGCCAUGUUAUUUUACACUGGUCGAGAUACGUCGAUGACGUCUUCGUCCUCAUCAGAGAAUCUUUGAUGUCUCCAACUGAACUUCUCCAUGAGAUUAACAAAAUACACCCAAAUAUCAAAUUUACCUUAGAAGUUGAAACCCAGGGAUCAAUCGACUUCCUUGACUUGACCAUCAGUAGAAGCGAGGAGAGUUUCUCUUACAAGAUCUUCCAUAAACCCACACAGACCGAUGUACUUAUACAUGCAGACUCCAACCAUCCGAGGUCGCAUAAAAUGGCCGCUUUUCACUCUUUCGCCAAUAGACUCCUGUCAGUUCCCAUGACCGAAUUUGACUAUGAAGCCGAACUGAACAUCAUACAGCAGUUGGCUCAGAACAACGGUUACAACCCCUCCAUAAUCACUUCUCUAAUCGAGAAGAUCAAGAGAAGGAAUCUAGUGAGGAUCGCCUAUCCGUCCGUUCCCGACAGCGCACCCGCCAGAAAAUUCUUCUCCCUCCCUUUCAUCAACACAAGAACUUAUGAGGGUUCAGUUAAAAUCCUCAAACGCGCUUUCCCAGACAUUGAAAUAUCCGCAAAAACAACUAACACUCUGGGCCUCCACUUGAUUAAUACAAAGGACAAAACCCAUGACCUGGAAAGGAGUGGAAUAUAUAGAUUGGGCUGUGGCGACUGUGAAGCUACCUACAUCGGUAGAACCUUUAGGCAGUUAAAGACUAGAAUAUCCGAACAUCUGAGAUAUCCCGACAAGUCAGUUUUUGGACAUCAUGUCAAGUUCAAUAAUCACGCAUUCAGUCCACAGGGGAACUCCAAGAUUAUCCUGAGGACAGACACCAAAAACCUAACAAGACUUGACUUUUUAGAGAAUAUUCAUAUAGAAGACGAAAUUAUGAAAAAUGACAAAUGCUUGAAUAUUCAAACGAACUUGAACCUAAAUAAAUCUUACAUCCCAUUAUUCAAGAAAAUUUAA
This is a messenger RNA of Coccinella septempunctata (seven-spotted ladybird), 2448 nucleotides long. RefSeq lists its product as uncharacterized. Lineage: Eukaryota; Metazoa; Arthropoda; Insecta; Coleoptera; Coccinellidae. The transcript has a single exon. Bases 1 to 2448 code for a protein of 815 amino acids. The record is from RefSeq and is a predicted model, not a curated record.